UAUACCUGCCCCAAAAAGAUAAAUGGUUGAUGAUACCAGAGCAAGUUCCUGUCAAUGAGUAUAACGGGAAAGUUAACACAACACCAGGCGGGUUAUCCUGCUUGUCCUGGGCAAAUGAAGAAAUUUACCUUGACGACACCAUGUUCCCAGAAAGAUCAAAGGUUACCGCUAAAAACUAUUGCCGUGAUCCAACCGAUAACAGAUAUUUGUGGUGUUACACGGAAGAAAAGCCAGAAGAGAAAAAUGAGUGUGAUAUUAUAAUGCCGGCAAAGAAUAACACAGAUAACACAUUUGAUGGUUAUCUCAGGUACGUAGGAACGUUAAAUACAACGUUCUCAGGUAAAACGUGCCAAAAAUGGGCUUCUGGAUCUCCACACGCUCAGUUUGCACGUGGUUAUGUAUUUCCUGGAGAGAGUGUUGCUGGUGUGGACAAUUAUUGUCAGGAUCCGUGGGGCAGCGGUUACCUCUGGUGCUUUACCACGGAUCAGGGCACCAGAUGGGAGCCGUGUGUACUCAAAGAUACGAAGGAAGAUGGUUUGGGAAUUGUGUACCAAAAAUACAGCGGAUCAUUGAGCCAAACAUAUACUGGAAAGUCUUGUCACCAUUGGAACACAUAUUAUGCUGAUUACAAAGAAAGUCAUUACUCGAAUGGGUACUUGAGAGGCAAUAAUUGCCGUGACCCUCUAGAUCAGGGUUUCCUGUGGUGUUACACCUCUGGUCGAGAAUGGGAGCCGUGUGUUGCUGUUGAUGGUGUGUAUUAA
Mercenaria mercenaria is the source of this 761-nucleotide messenger RNA. Its product is annotated as plasminogen-like. Gene Ontology annotation, molecular function: signaling receptor binding; endopeptidase activity. The record is from RefSeq and is a predicted model, not a curated record. The transcript has 3 exons. The coding region runs from base 30 to 761 and encodes 243 amino acids. Lineage: Eukaryota; Metazoa; Mollusca; Bivalvia; Venerida; Veneridae.